GAGCAGAGCAGCUGAGCAGACUAUGCGUAGCGUCGUUUGGUAUCCUAGCAUCUAGACGAGCGCAUAGGUUAAAAAUAAACAAAUUUCUUUUACGAAUGUGUAUACAAAAAUAAUUGUCGAGCCACGCAGACAGUGCACAAGCAUCGGGUGGCAUUUAAGCCACGGUCAAAUUUAAGCAAAAACGUAAAGGGUGGUUCAUAUAGAAUAAAAUCAGUGAGAACCAUAAAAAUCGGUGAUAACUAUAUUGAUACCCGGUGCAGUAUCACAAGUGUAAUUUACCAUGAAUAAUCCCGAACGCGAGGAAAUUCCAAAGCUGCAAGAAAAAUAGUGAAACAAUGCCGACAGUCGUAAAUUCAUCACUGACGUACGAAAUCCUGAUGUACCUCAAUUCUUUCUAUUUCGGUAUGUUUGCUGUAUGUGAAUUGGGAAUGGGACUGUUCAAAGCCACCAGCUUACCAUCACCAAGCUCUGGGACAACAAUAACGGAAUUUUCACUUCUUCUAUUUCUCAUUGCAACCGAGGGUGGACGUGUCUACCUUGGAAGAAAAGGAAAUUUGACUGAACGAGGACUGUUAAUACUACUGGGUAUUGCAUUAACAAUACCCAGUGCCCUGGCAACCCUUUAUUUUCUAUUCUGGCAGAAUUACGUUCUUAGACUAGAAGUCAUCCUCUGUAGUAUACAAUUGGUACUGCUUACGUCUGAACUUGUCAUCUCUGUGAUGUGCCUUAUUGCGGUUUAUCGCCCUCCUCCCCCGGAAGAGUAAACGGAAAAAUGGUUCCAUGCACUACUUGUCCAUUGAUUGAUUGAUUUAUUUAUACAUUUAUUUGAUCCUUCACUAUCUACAUUGUAAUUUUCAAACAACUUGAACCAUGAAUUUUUUUGUAAAAAAUAUGCAUAAAAAGUCAAGGAUAUGCAAUAAAUUUUAAUGCAUGAACAAGACGAAAGAGCAUAAUUGAAAGUUUGAACAAGAGAAAAACUCAUAUCGAGAAAUUCUUAUAGAAAAUGUUUGCCUAUCAGAUGUGAAAAUAUAAAAUUCCCUCUCACUCUCGGUCUCUUUUUUUCUAUCACUAUGUUUUUUUAGGAUUAUUAAAUUCAAUACAAUUUAAUCAAUCCGACUUUCGGUUUAUUCACUUACAUCUGCAUUCAAUCAUUCCAUACCAUGCGCGCAUAUAUUACUACACAUCAAACAUUUCUUCAGUGAGGAAGAGAAGAAUGCAGAUAAAAUACGGAAUAAUGCUUUUAUAAAUUCGAUGGUGUAAAAACAUCAAGUACUUCAUUAAUGUUUCCAUUGCUUCAUUAUUCUCAUAAAUUUAUUUAUAUUGUAAUUAACAUUACUCACUGUCAUCAAUUGUCAUAUGAUUGAAACUUGAAUUGCUCAUGUUCAGAAGCAUGUACACUCUUGAUCGUCUACUCCUUUAAUUUUAAUGGUAUUGUUAGUUGAUUCGAAAGGAUUUGAGGAUUACUUUAUACAUAAUUACAUAUAAUAUCAACAUAUUUUUAUUAUGUUUUUCUUUCACCUUUUACGCCUUUAUCCACAGUUAGUCCUGCACGUUCAGUUAGACAUAUGUGGUUACAGUGAGUUUGGGUAGAAUUUUUAAUAACAUUUCAUAUAAUUUAAUAAAUGAUAAUGCCCUGUAUCUUAAAAUAAAUAAAGUAUCUACUCUUAUGGUCGAAUGUAUGUAAA
Diachasmimorpha longicaudata is the source of this 1685-nucleotide messenger RNA. Its product is annotated as transmembrane protein 216-like. Gene Ontology annotation, biological process: non-motile cilium assembly. NCBI's taxonomy places the organism in Eukaryota, Metazoa, Arthropoda, Insecta, Hymenoptera, Braconidae. The transcript has a single exon. The coding region runs from base 336 to 764 and encodes 142 amino acids. The record is from RefSeq and is a predicted model, not a curated record. Gene Ontology annotation, cellular component: ciliary transition zone.